AUGGUCGCUCUCGCACCGUUCAAUCUGCGCAUGCUGAUCGUCAGUGUUGGCAACCCUCCCCCGCUUCAUGAAACACUGCACUCGGCCGGUCAUAUGGUUCUGCGCCAGCUGCAACAACACCUCGACACCUCAACCGACUCCUACCAGCCUGGGUUUUCGACGCAACGCUUCGGCACCAAGAACUGCAUCGCCUCUAUUGGUCCCAAGUACACACUCGUACAGUCCCCCACACAGAUGAACAUUGUCGGCCCGUGGCUCGCCUCAGCUUGGAAACAACACUCAAAGCUUCCUUCAGAUCAACACCCAGCCCUCGUAGUGUUGCAGGAUGAAUUAGAACUUGAGUUUGGCAAGGCCCUCACCCGCGAGUGGGCGAGCAGCCACAAAGGCCACAACGGCAUCCGCAGUGCACAGCAGAGCCUGCCGCCAAGCAUACACAAGAACGAACGGUUCGCCCGCGUCCGCAUCGGAAUAGGGCGGCCGCAGGAGCGGGAUAGGUCGCAUGUCAGCGAUUACGUACUGAGACGCGCCACGCCGGACGAGAAGGAAGUACUAGAGGACCACACAGCCCCGAGUGUGGUUACGAUCCUCGGCGAGCUUGAAAAGAAGUGGCGGAGGGCGUACAUGCAGAGCCUUCAGCGUGAUGCUUCCCCGUAG
Pyricularia pennisetigena is the source of this 654-nucleotide messenger RNA. RefSeq lists its product as uncharacterized. The transcript has a single exon. NCBI's taxonomy places the organism in Eukaryota, Fungi, Ascomycota, Sordariomycetes, Magnaporthales, Pyriculariaceae. Gene Ontology annotation, molecular function: peptidyl-tRNA hydrolase activity. The coding region runs from base 1 to 654 and encodes 217 amino acids. The record is from RefSeq and is a predicted model, not a curated record.